AAACAACAUCACAAAAUGGCGCCCCUAGCUAUUUAGGAAGCCACGCCUGUCUUAUAUUUCUUUGAAUCAUCGCUACUUCAAUUAAAAUUCGCAGAAGAUUGUUGUGGAAAAAGGGAAAAAGAAAUACAAAUUCGACAACAGAUCCAAGAUGUCUGUGAGAAUGGUGAAUGUGGUGCCGAAUGUGAAGAUUAAAAAGGAGAUCGAGAUACCGGAUGAUGACGAUGAAGUGUCUUGCAAGGUGUGCGGCAAGGGGUACGCGCGCGAGGUGGCGCUCCGCAACCACGUGCGCAUGGAGCACGUGGAGAUCUACCUGCGCGGCGACGACAGCGCCUGGCUGCAGGUGCUUGAUGCUAGACCAAAAGUGAACAAGGAGUCGUUCAACCAAAAAGCCAUAAGGCUGAACACGGAGAAGCUCCUCUCGUCCAUGGGCCCGCAGAACCUCAUGAGCCUGGCCUCUGAAGACGUGAGCUACAUCAUCAUAAAGUCUGAAGACGUGCCGCUGGUGAAGAAGAAGAAAGAGCCGGAGAGGAACCCCGUGAUAAGGGAGAAGAGAGACAGAGAGCCUAAAGUUAUCACUGGCCCGUUCGAGUGCCUGCAGCCGUCGAACCUGGUGGCCGCGGGCACCUGCCACCAGAUCUUCUUCUCGUGCUGCGAGUACUCGGCGCACUUCCGCGACGAGCACACGCGGCGGCGCAAGGGCCACCGCUGCCAGGUCUGCGAGAAGCCCCUCGUGGGGGAGCACACGGCGCCCUUCAGCUGCGACGUGUGCGGCGCGGGGUUCAGCAGCAACCGGUCGCUGGCGGAGCACACGUCCACGGCGCACGUCAAGCUGAAGCCCUUCCAGUGCAGCGUCUGCCACAAGCGGUUCACGCAGCAGGGCGGAGUCCAGCAACACAUGAGAAUGCACACAGGGGAUCGUCCGUUCCCGUGCACAUUCUGCCCGAAGGCCUUCACACAGAAGUCCGGACUCGAUCAACAUCUCCGGAUACACACCAAAGUGAAGCCCUACCGCUGCGUCAUCUGUGCCAAGUCCUUCUGCCAGUCGAUACACCUGAAGCAACACAUGAGGACCCACACAAAUGUGUCACCAUUCCAAUGUGUGAUCUGCCAGAAACGCUUCAAACAAAGCAGUCAUUUGAACUACCAUCUCAAAAACCAUAAUCCAGCUAACAUGACCGACGAACAGAAGGAGAAAUAUGCCGAAUUGGUCGGUAUGAUGAGAAGCGAUGUCCAAAUCGAGGUUGACACCGGUGUACAUGAGGAGAUGGAGACAGAACAAGUUUUAGCAGAGCAGAGCAUUCAGAUUGUGUCCGGAGACGAGUAUGUGUUAAGUGAUAGUGGACACGAAACGUGGAGUGUGCAGUUGGUGGACAGUUAAAUUUAAAAUUGUUUUUACUAAUGUAUGUUACGAUCAAACUAUGAAGUGUGAUUGAUAGUGGACACGAAACGUGGAGUGUGCAGUUGGUGGACAGUUAAAUUUAAAAUUGUUUUUACUAAUGUAUGUUACGAUCAAACUAUGAAGUGUGAUUACACCUAGCCGGCUUGCCCUAGGUGCAGCUGAUAUCAGUUUCACAUAGGUUUAAUUAAGCCUUUUUCAUUUCAGCUAUACCUUAGAGGUGGUCUUCAAUGGUUACCAAGGUGUGUUAUAAAUUAUUACUAUGAAAUUAUAGUACCCAGUGCCUUGGUUUGACUGUGCUAGUCUCAGUAGGGAGAUUCUAGUAUCUGCUUUUCGAGUGAGAUCAGGUCAUGUUCCAGUUAACAAGUUUUAUUUUCUUAUUAAAAAAGCCCAUUCGGAUGCAUGUAAUGUGUGCAAUAAAACUGAAGAUUUGCUUCAUGUUUUGUUGGAAUGUGAUCAGUACUCAAGUUUAAGAAAAAAACUCCUGCGUAAUUUCUGUUUGGGCAAUGGUGAGAUCAACAUUACGUUGAACAAACCGUUAUCUCGGGAGGCCAGAUGUAUUUAUACAUUCUGGAGAGGGGUGAUGACGUAAAGGCAGACAUAAUACCAAAUAAAAUGGAAUUUCCCCAUGACAUGGCUGGCAUAGUCGCACCAAGCAACUGAAGGCUCGACAAAGAAUAGAUAUAAAAAAAAUGAAAUUAUAGUGAUACUAUAGUAUCAUAAAUAGUACUAGCAUAUAGUACGGCCACUCCCUGCCCCUCUUUCAUCCGCUCACAUUCAGUCAUUGUUACAGUUUUCUAGGAUCGAUCAUGCGCUUGCAUGCACUAUUAUAGCGCCAACCUUGGCGUCUUAACUCUCUUGCGCGUAUAGCAUUGGUCGAUGAAUUUAAACUGACAAAUGAACGCGGUACUUCUUUUUAUAAUAUAGAAGAUUUUUAAUUGAAAGAAUCUGGCUUUUAACUAUAUACUGUGUAUAUUAUAUGAAUGUAGGUUAGAUUUUAAGUGGCGUUGUGAAUUGUAUGCCUUUGGUUUAUUGCUUGGUAUUCCUAACUGAAGUAUCUCCUACUAAUAUUAUAAAUGCGAAAAUUGGUGAGGAUGUAUGUGUGUAUGUUUAUCACUCUUGAUCUCAUUCAAAAUCUACUGGACGGAUUGUUAUGAAAUCUGUGUUACACGGGUAGACAUACACCUACUUUUUAUCUCGAAAUUUCCACGGGAGCAAAGCCCCGGGGCGCAGUAACUGAUAAAUCAAUAUUUUCCCAAAGUCAGAUCGUAAUGACAACCGGACGUUGAAUGUCGCAUUUCUUAAUAUGACAACUUGUUAGAAUAUUGAUAUUAUAACAUAUUCCUUGUCAAUGUCAACCUUGACGUUGGCAAAAUCAUCGUUUUGGCGAACGAAGGAGCCAUGACACUUAAAAAAAGAUUAAACUACUCGACGGCGAUUCUAAAAAUGUCACAUUCUAAUAUGUAAUAACUUUUUAAAUUACGUAAAGUUCAUAGAGAUUCACACGGAUGAAAGAGAUAGCAGUAUAUGUAUGCACACUGCUUAAAAAAAUCUUUUAGAUUGUUGAUAUGCGCAUAUUACGUACAUUUUGAGUUGUCGUAAAGAAUGGUCAUUUAAAGUUGUCAUGAUGAGUUGAUUAUGUUUUCUUAGCUAUAAAUUACAAACAUAUGAUUUGUCGAGGCGUCAUACGUAGCCCUAUAUGCUUUUAUUAUAUGUAUAUUUAUGUAGGAUUUUUCAAUUCAGUAAAUAUUUAUAGAUGAAGUCACUCUUUUUCUGCGUACAUAACGAUAUUGAAUAAAAAGUAUUAAUUUUUA
This is a messenger RNA of Plodia interpunctella (Indianmeal moth), 3210 nucleotides long. RefSeq names its product zinc finger protein 235-like. The coding region runs from base 149 to 1378 and encodes 409 amino acids. The record is from RefSeq and is a predicted model, not a curated record. NCBI's taxonomy places the organism in Eukaryota, Metazoa, Arthropoda, Insecta, Lepidoptera, Pyralidae. Gene Ontology annotation, molecular function: DNA-binding transcription factor activity, RNA polymerase II-specific. Gene Ontology annotation, cellular component: nucleus. The transcript has 7 exons. Gene Ontology annotation, biological process: regulation of transcription by RNA polymerase II.